Messenger RNA from Hibiscus syriacus, 2388 nucleotides. Its product is annotated as phosphatidylinositol 4-phosphate 5-kinase 6-like. Gene Ontology annotation, molecular function: 1-phosphatidylinositol-4-phosphate 5-kinase activity; ATP binding. Gene Ontology annotation, biological process: phosphatidylinositol metabolic process. The record is from RefSeq and is a predicted model, not a curated record. The coding region runs from base 21 to 2252 and encodes 743 amino acids. Lineage: Eukaryota; Viridiplantae; Streptophyta; Magnoliopsida; Malvales; Malvaceae. The transcript has 8 exons.
UUCAUACAUAGAAUGAACAAAUGAACAAAAAGCUUGGCUUUAGAAAGGCCUUGGAAAAUAGACUAAAGAAAUCACAAGUUGCUGCAAAGAAGAAAGCAAUCAGCAUAUUUACAGCGAUGUCAGUGGCUCAUGUUGAUGAUGAAGACCCGAGCCCUGGUGAAGUUCGCCAUGUCGAAAAAGCCCUUCCAAAAGGUGAAUUCUAUACAGGCCAAUGGUGUGACAAUUUGCCUCAUGGUGAUGGAAAGUAUUUAUGGCCUGAUGGAUGCAUGUACGUUGGUGAAUGGUGUAAAGGCAAAAUGGUGGGGAAAGGCAAGUUCUCUUGGCCUUCGGGGGCCACCUACGAAGGCGAAUUCAAGAGUGGCUACAUGGAUGGAAAUGGUACUUAUACAGGUUUUUCAGGAGAAACAUACAAAGGGUCUUGGGUUAUGAAUUAUAAACAAGGAGAAGGUAUUCAUUGUUAUGCCAACGGGGAUUGCUACGAAGGCCAAUGGCGCGGUGGAUCGCAAGACGGACAGGGGAAGUACCUAUGGAAGAAUGGGAACCAAUACAUUGGUCAAUGGAAGAAUGGAUGGAUGAAUGGUGAUGGAACAAUGAUUUGGAGUAAUGGGAAUAGAUAUGAUGGUUCUUGGGAAGAUGGUUUUCCUAGAGGAAAUGGGAAUUUUAGAUGGCCUGAUGGGAGCUUUUAUGCUGCUAUUUGGAGUAAAGAUGGUCAGGAUCAGAAUGGAACUUAUUAUCCGUUCGGUUCAUUGACCGAUAAUCUCGAGGAUCCUCAAAGGGUGUUUUUAGAGGAUUUGAAAGAAUGCAAGAUAUGUCCUGGUGAGAAAGUGUCAAUAUUGCCAUCACAAAAGAUACCAAAUUGGCCUGCAAUGGCUAAAAGGAAUGAAGGGAGGCAAAGGAGAUUGUCGAAAUUACAUAACCAUAGUUGUAGUUCAUAUGUGAAUGAUGUUUGGAAUGCUGAAGGGUAUUCAAGGUUUGAAGAUGGAGCAGUGGGAGCUCCUAAUCCUGAAUAUAGUUCAAGAGCUUGUGUGCCACCGCUUAUGAAGAUGACGAAGAAGCAAGGCCAAAUGAUAUCGAAAGGCCAUAAGAAUUACGAUCUAAUGCUCAAUUUGCAACUAGGUAUCAGACAUUCUGUUGGAAGGCCUGGUCCAGCCAUAUCCCUUGACCUAAAACCUUCGGCUUUCGACCCGAAAGAAAAAAUAUGGACCAAAUUUCCUCCUGAAGGAUCCAAGCACACUCCACCGCAUCAAUCCUGCGAUUUCAGGUGGAAAGAUUACUGUCCACUUGUAUUCAGGACCCUUAGGAAAUUGUUCAAUGUGGAUGCAGCUGAUUACAUGCUUUCGAUAUGUGGGAACGAUGCCCUUCGUGAACUAUCAUCUCCUGGAAAAAGUGGAAUGUUCUUUUACUUGACCAAUGAUGACAGAUACAUGAUAAAGACCAUGAAAAAGGCUGAAGGAAAAGUUCUCAUAAGAAUGCUCCCGGCCUAUUAUAACCAUGUUCGGUCAUUCCAGAACACUUUAGUCCCAAAAUUUUUUGGUCUUCAUUGUGUGAAACUAACUGGUUCAGCGCAGAAAAAGGUACGCUUUGUUAUAAUGGAGAAUCUAUUCUGUACUCGCUAUGCCAUUCAUAGGCGAUUUGACUUGAAAGGCUCUUCACAUGGCCGCACAACUUAUAAACCCGAAUCUGAAGUUGAUCCGACGACAACCCUCAAGGACCUCGAUCUCAAUUAUAUAUUUCGAUUGCAGAAACUAUGGUUCCAAGAGUUUUGCAGGCAAGUCGACCGAGAUUGUGACUUUCUUGAACAGGAGAGAAUCAUGGACUACAGUCUGCUGAUUGGUUUUCAUUUUCGAGAAGUUUCUUCGUCCGGUUCUACCGAAGUUGUCACGCCUACCGGGUAUCAAGAUCCCGAAAACGAAGGCAGGCUAUCUCAAGCUAGCAAGGAUCAGCUUCCUGCCGAUCCCUCUCGGUGGUCUUCCAUUAGAUUGGGUAUAAAUAUGCCAGCUCGGGCAGAGAAGAUGGUGAGGAAACCGGAUUGUGAAGCUCAGCUAGUCGGAGAACCGACCGGUGUAUUCUAUGAUGUGAUCCUCUUCUUCGGUAUAAUCGACAUUCUUCAAGAUUACGACAUUACCAAGAAGCUCGAGCAUGCGUAUAAAUCGAUGCAGUAUGAUCCGACAUCGAUAUCGGCUGUAGAUCCGAAGCAAUAUUCGAAACGCUUUCGGGAUUUCAUGUUCAAAGUUUUUGUAGAGGACACUUGAGAAAAUAGUUAGACUUCGAAGAGAUUUCAACUUGGAAAGAUAGUGUCCAUUCACGCUCAUUCAAUCAUUUUUAUGGAGAUUCGAGUGUUUAAACGGAGAAGAUUAUCACUUCGGUCAUUCACAUGGCUAUGGAGGA